This is a messenger RNA of Apiotrichum porosum, 2472 nucleotides long. RefSeq lists its product as uncharacterized. The transcript has 2 exons. The coding region runs from base 1 to 2472 and encodes 823 amino acids. The record is from RefSeq and is a predicted model, not a curated record. NCBI's taxonomy places the organism in Eukaryota, Fungi, Basidiomycota, Tremellomycetes, Trichosporonales, Trichosporonaceae.
AUGUCCAAGUCGCUGCCGCCGCCGCGGCGGCAGGCGUACCGAGCCAGCAUGUCGACCCCGCCGCGCACCCCGCCGUUGUCGAACGAUACGACAUUGCCGCCGGGGCCUCCGUCGGUAGCAGGCUCGAGCGCAAGCGGCGUGGAUGCCCUGUCCUCCACCGACAUGGAGUCUCAUCUUGCUGCGUUUGAAAGCCUAGGUCCACCAGGCGCUUCACGACGACCCACGCGCCGUGUGCGCAGCAUUGAGCGUACUUGGCAGUGGGUGAAAUCACGCUCGUCCGUGUAUGGCGAGGCCAGUCUGCUCGACCCGACAGACGAAGAGGGCACGUCUCCUACUUCAACACUCGUCGUCGACAACCCGGGACCCUCUCGCCCCCUCACCGUCGCUGCCAUGGGCGCCUCAUCCGAGCUCUCGCCGACGACCGCGUCGGUGACGCGCCGACAGUCGGCAGCGGACAUUGACCCCGAAGAGCGGCGGAGGAGGAGGCAAGGCCUGACACCAGAAUCUGGUCUCCGCCCGCCACCGCGGCCACGUCCCGCGUCCCGCUCCUUCACCACUCCUCCCGCCGGCGCCAGCUCUGGGGCCAGUCUCAGCUCGAGCGCAAGCAACGGUAGCAGCAGCGGCGUCAACGUCUCGGCGCGCCAUAAUACCACCAUGAUGCCUGCAACCCGGGACCGUCCCCGACCUCUGCCCAUCAUCCCUCCCAAACCCGGGACAAAGGUGUUUCCAGGCGCCGUCCCUUCGAUCCACGACAUUGUCAAGCGGCAUUCCACCGCCGUCGCGCUCGCAGAGGAAGGAGUCAAGGACCGUGCGCGCGCCGAACUCGCGUCGCACCCCGAUAUUCUGCUGGCGGCGGCCCGCGAGAGGAGAGCAAGUAUCAAAACCCGGUCCUCGCCCCUAUCGACGUCGCCGACCCGCGCACCGGCGGUUUCGCCACCCAGUCCACAAAAGAAUACCAAGACCAAAGCGUCCUCGUCGUCGCCGUCCCAUCGUCGCGAACCCAGCAGCCAUGGGACAUUGACCGAUGCGAGCGAUACAGACUCUGUGGUGCGCGAAAUCCGGCUGGCACAGGCAGCGUACGACCACCUCACUCCCAAAUCGUCCACACCGGCCAACGCGCCCGUCACCCCUGUGCAGCAGCUGGCCCCGGCGCCCACUCCUCCUCCGACAGCCACGCCGACGCCCAGCGCGACAGCCUUCGCGCCACAGGCACGCAGCAUGUUGUCGUCGCCUACGCCGGACCAGUCGCCGCGCUCAAAGUACUAUCGGGGCGAGCGUGAUCGCGACCGCGUCACGGCGGCGAGUCCCGACCCAGAGCAGAUGGCACGUAAUCGCUCGACCACCUCGAUUGUGCGCCCCAAGAGCGCGUCACCGUUGCCCCCAGACGACGAGGCGCAUGCCAUGGCUCUGUACCUUCGGUCAGCCCAGCUCAACCGGAUCAUCCUCAUUCCGCGUCCCUAUCCCGAACGGCCGUUGCAGGUCUCGUUCGCCGACCUGGGCAAGCCCGACGGCCGGCCCGUGGUCGUGUUCCUCGGCCUCGGCUGUGUCCGCUACCUCGUCGCGCUGUACGAUGACCUCGCGCGCGCGCUGGGUCUCCGUCUCAUCUGCAUCGACCGCUGGGGUCUGGGAAAGACGGGCCAGGUACCCCAGAACCAGCGUGGUCUGCUUGACUGGGCCGAUGUGGUGCGCCAUGUCCUCGACGAGCUCGGUGUCGAGCGUUUCCAGAUUAUCGCACACAGUGCCGGCGCGCCAUAUGCGCUUGCCACAGUGCUCAAGAUGGAAUCGCGCGUCCACGGCAAGAUCCACCUCCUUGCACCAUGGGUCGGAGGAGACCCAGAGGGCUACAAGUGGCUCAAGUGGGUGCCCAACACGGUCAUCAAGUCGGCGCUCGCGGCCGAGUGGCGCCUCGAAUCGUACUUUUUGGGCAAGGCGCCGACCAUCAAGCCCGUGCGCGGCAAGCCCGAGGCCAUGAUGAGCUCGACGAGUCUCGACUCGGACGGAUCGCGUUCCCGGACGUCGUUUGCACAGGACAACCGCCCGGAGAGCCGCACAGCCGACAACGGGCCCGACGGGUUCGGCACCCUCGGCAACGACUAUGUCCACUUGCCCUCGCAGUGGUCUGGGUCCGGCACCGCGUCGUCGACCGUCACCUCUGUCUCGUCGUCGCCGGGCUUUCCGCAAGCGCUGCUGCAGGCGUCCCACGCCGAAAGCCUGUCGGGCACCACGGCCGACCUCCUGUCCGUGGUCCUUGGACGCGACGCCAAGCCGUGGGGAUUCAGCUACACCGAUAUCCGCCACCCGUGCAAGAUCUGGUACGGCGCCGACGACGACCGCGUGUCUGAAAAGAGCAUGCGGUGGAUGGAGCGCGCGAUGGACGCCGAGCUCAUCGUCGUCCAGGAGGAAGGGCACAACCUCAUGAGCUCCCGCAUCGUCAUGUUUGACGUGCUGGACAGUCUUGCCGAGGACAUCUAG